UUAUUUUGUGGGCAAGAAUAAGCAAACAAUACUGGGCUCAAGUUCCUAGGCUAGGUUGGUUUAGGUUCGUAAAUUUAGUUUCUUUGUUAUUACCGGGCUGCAUGCACAUACAUUGUUCGAUCAUUUGCCCCGGAGAACUUUGAUAUUUUUUUUUUUGUUCGUCCGUUUACACAAAUUUUCCUCCAGUUGUUUAAGCAGCAAAGAAAAAAGAAAAGCCCGCCAUUAUUUAUUUUGGGUUUUGCUCAACGAUCAUAGAAUUUUAUUGAUCUUACAGGAUUCAAAUUUGUUUCAAUAGAGUGGAGGUGGUAGUAGUUUAAUGGCGUCCAAUGCAAUUAAAUCAGGGGCAUUGGUUACUUUACCAGAGCUUCAACCAUCAUCUGAGUUUUUUAAGGAAGGAGCUUCACUUAGAGUAACCGGAAAGCUGCAAGAGUAUUCCGUGGAGACUGCCAUAGCUGUUAUUGCUGAUCAAGGUGCCACCCUAAAGGUAGAUACUCAGCACUUGAGGGAACUUAGCUUCCGAAUUGGCUCCAUAUUCCAAUUCAUUGGUGAACUCAAUAUUCAACCCAACUAUGAGGCAAUCCUGCAAGCACGUACUGGUAGGAAUGUUGAUGGUAUUGACCUUGAUCUCUAUUAUCAGUCUUUGCAGCAAUUAAGACAGUUCCAAGCCAAACACAUGAAAAAUGCAACUACUUAAAUGAAGUUUUAGAUUUGAAUGGACUAGCUAGUGAUUUCAAGUACAACCAGGUAAGCUGGCACAUCAAAUUUGGGUUGCUCUUACAGUAGUGAUGCUGUCAGGAUCUAUCGAUGAUUGAUGCAAAACAUGGUUUUUCUUUGUUGGCCACACAACACAUGGAUUGGUUUUAUUCUGCAUUUUUAUAGAGAAAAUAUCUUCUGUCAUCUUGUUUGUUGUCAUAUGGCCUUUAGUGAUGUAUUCUAGUAGAUAAAGCAAUCAAAAGCAUGACUUAUGUGCUUAUUUUGAUGAUUUCAGAACUGAAUUAAACCUUGGUUAAAUCUUCUUAGGUCAAAUCUUAGAGAUUGCCAUGAGAGUGUGGUUUUUUGCU
Gossypium arboreum is the source of this 1061-nucleotide messenger RNA. RefSeq names its product CST complex subunit TEN1. Lineage: Eukaryota; Viridiplantae; Streptophyta; Magnoliopsida; Malvales; Malvaceae. The coding region runs from base 317 to 694 and encodes 125 amino acids. Gene Ontology annotation, molecular function: telomerase inhibitor activity; telomeric repeat DNA binding; single-stranded DNA binding. The record is from RefSeq and is a predicted model, not a curated record. The transcript has 4 exons. Gene Ontology annotation, biological process: negative regulation of telomere maintenance via telomerase. Gene Ontology annotation, cellular component: CST complex.